Dibothriocephalus latus is the source of this 963-nucleotide messenger RNA. NCBI's taxonomy places the organism in Eukaryota, Metazoa, Platyhelminthes, Cestoda, Diphyllobothriidea, Diphyllobothriidae. The record is from the annotation of a GenBank genome assembly.
CCACCGUUAAUCGCAGUUAUUUGUUGGUGCGUUAUUGACAUUGCCGUCCUCUUAUUUGCUCUCAUUGGCUGGGUACGUCAUUACGACAAAUACGGUGCAGAAAAGUACAAAUUUUUCAACAAUAUCUACUACGACAAGAACCCAAGUCAUAAACUAACAGAUAGCAUGGAAACCCUUCUGAAGAAUAUGCAUUCGGUUUAUUUGGAGAAAUGGACACAUUUUGUCCGGAAAAAGGCGGCUAUGUUAACUGAAACUGAAGAAGAAGAAAUGAAGCAACAAGCGAUAGAGGAAGCUGCAUCAUCUCUUGCCGAUUUUAUGUCGGAGCUAGACCUGACGAAAUCCGAUGUUUUCAUGGGCCUUCUGCUUCUAAGGUGGCAGUCACAGCAGUGGAUAGGGAAAAAUUCAACCUUAAAGGCCCAGUACGUUCUGGAGAACACUGAUCCUAUAACUACCGAUUUGGCCGCUAAGCCAAUUGACCCGAAAUCCAUGCCCCCACGGGAACGCCUUUCUCGGGACUGGCUUCACAUUAACCGAAUUCGUCGUUACAUGCAUUUGGCGCUAGCGUCGUAUGGCUGGGAACACCUUGUCGGAUUUAACCCUUACAAUUUAAAGGCAAGACGAACAAUGCGCCGAUAUCUGACUCCUGGCAACGAGCCCGCCCAGGCAAAACAACGCAACAUGGAAGAAGGCAUCCCAAUGCCCGGUGCUAAACUUUGGAAAGGAGAAAAUGCAUAUCUGGCCGCUUUUCUUGAAAUGUCCAGUUUGAAAUCGGAGGACAUUCUCAUUUUCGAAAUAGCUGACACAGUGAGUUUGAAAAAAAAAACUAAUUAUUUAAACGGUCACAGUCACAUAAUUAAACAUGAAACCUUUGCUGAUAGGAGCGAAGAACUGGAGUCCGUUUCUCGCCAGUCUUCACGUUAUGCUGCAAAACCAACAUGCCAGCAUUACAACAUGAGAGUGUAG